AUUUUCCCUUUUGUUUCUCCACAUCCCACUCUCACAACUGGGCUUGGCCUUCUCUUCCAUUUUCUUCCCCUUUUUCCCCCCAUUUUUUGUUCUUUCCUCUGUUAUUAAUUCAUCCCAUAUGAUGCAUUUUUUAUGCUUUUGUUCUUAAUUCACUCUGUUCUUUACACUUUUCAGAUCGUUCUUCUUGUUCUUCGUUGAAUUCUUCUUCAGAACUUCAUUGGGUUGUUUGUAUAACUCAUCUGCUUCGUUUCUCGACGAGUUGAAUGAGACGGUUUUCGAAGUUUUCGUUUGAGCUAUAUUUGAGCUGGAUUAUGUGAAUGGGGAUUCAAACGAUGGGGUCUCAAGGCGGAGGUGAUCCGAAUGGCAAACAAUCGCAAUUGGAGCCAUUGGUUCGACAAAACUCGCUAUAUAGUCUCACUUUGGAUGAGGUCCAAAACCAGUUGGGUGAUCUAGGAAAGCCAUUAAUCAGUAUGAAUCUUGAUGAGCUUCUUAAGAAUGUGUGGACCGCUGAGGCUAACCAAAAUGUCGGUAAGGACAAUGAAGACAAUACUGUUUUGUCGAACCUAACGCCCCAACAACGUCAGGGUAGUCUCACGUUGAAUGGUGCUCUGAGUAAAAAGACGGUUGACGAGGUGUGGAGAGACAUUCAACAAAGCAAAGAUGGUGAGGAGAAGAAGUCUUGUGAACGACAACCUACGUUGGGAGAGAUGACAUUGGAAGAUUUUCUGGUUAAAGCCGGGGUCGUUGCUGAGACGUCACCGAAUAAGAAAGGUGCAGGUCCUGUUGUUGAAGUCGACGCAAACAUCACACCACAGUUCCCCCAACAAGGACAGUGGAUGCAGUUCCCCCAAGUUCAAUAUCAGCCUCAACAAACAGCAAUGAUGGGGGUUUACAUGCCGAGCCAGCCUAUUCCCCAGCCGAUGCACGUCGGGGCUGGCACCGUGAUGGAUGGUCCAUAUGUAGACAAUCAGUUGGCAUUGCCAACGCCAUUGAUCGGAGCGUUAUCUGACACACAGACAUCUGGAAGGAAAAGGGGAGCGUCUGAAGACAUGAUCGAGAAAACUGUCGAGCGUAGACAGAAAAGGAUGAUAAAGAAUCGGGAAUCUGCCGCUCGUUCACGAGCAAGGAAGCAGGCUUAUACCAAUGAACUGGAGAACAAAGUUUCGCGUUUGGAAGAGGAAAACGAAAGGCUCAGGAAACGUAAGGAGCUGGAAAAUUUGCUACCAUCGACCCCCUCGCCCGAGCCGAAGUAUCAGCUUCGAAGAACAUCGUCAGCGCGGUUCUAA
Molecule: messenger RNA, 1286 nt
Organism: Cucurbita pepo subsp. pepo (vegetable marrow)
Lineage: Eukaryota; Viridiplantae; Streptophyta; Magnoliopsida; Cucurbitales; Cucurbitaceae
Product: ABSCISIC ACID-INSENSITIVE 5-like protein 2
Biological process (GO): positive regulation of DNA-templated transcription
Cellular component (GO): nucleus
Molecular function (GO): DNA-binding transcription factor activity
Source: RefSeq, a predicted model, not a curated record